Molecule: messenger RNA, 1218 nt
Organism: Colletotrichum higginsianum IMI 349063
Lineage: Eukaryota; Fungi; Ascomycota; Sordariomycetes; Glomerellales; Glomerellaceae
Exons: 4
Coding region: 1-1218 (405 amino acids)
Source: RefSeq, a predicted model, not a curated record
AUGGCAGGCGACGCUCGAAGGAAGGGAGGUGUCUACAGCACCAAUCCCAACACCGUCAGGACUCGUCAAAGCCUUAAUAGCCUUCCACCCAAGACGAAGGAGCUUAGGAGAACAACUUUCCUGGAGUACCGUUCUCUUCGCACCUGCUGCAUCACUCGGUCCAAGAAAUCCGACUAUAUCAGGUCCCAGUCGCGUGAUGAGAAGCUUGCAAUGCUUCGUGAGGCCUGUAGAAGCACUCUGGCCAAUCGCCAAAAGAAGGGAACCGAGCUCAUGGGCACUGAUGUUGAUGAGUUCACGGCCCGCUUCCACGACAAGGCCCUCCUCGCCCAAGGAGGCAGUCCAAACUCUGAUCCUGUCCCUGAUGAGUCUGAUACCAAUGACUCUGAUGGGACCGAAAUCUCCAGUGCCAACGACCAGGAUUUCGAUCCCAACACACUUACUGGCCUUCAGAUGGCCAACAAUGCUCAGAUGGCCCAGGUCACAACUGCUCCGUCCCCUCUUGGCUUCAACAUAGCCAACAGAGUUCAGAUGGCCCAGGCCACAGAUGCCCCCGGCCCUGCUGGUUUUGCUGACUUUGCUGGCAACAACAACGACCUCGGUUUGAACGAGCAGGCCGUCAUGACCUACAAUGGAGUCGUGGCUUCCGACCCUGCGGUCCAGUUUGGCCAGGCCGACUUCGCCAACUACCAGGACGGAAGCCUGUACCCCGCGCCUGCCGCCCGUCCUAGCCCGGCUGGCUUUGCCAUCAACCACGAUGGAGGCGUUUACUCCGCACCUGCCGACAAUCAGUUCGGUCCGGCCAACUUCGCCAACUUUUACGACGAAAGCUUCAAUCCCGCGCUUGCCACUCCGGAUGACUUUGUCAACGGUGACGAGAGUAGCGUUUACCCCCCGCCUCCGAGCGCGCCUCCCUCGCCCGGCUUCGCCGACUACCGAGACCCAGGCAUCAUGGCCGUUGAGCAGGAGCCCACCAAGCGGCACCAGGAGACCCCGAACGGCUUUGUCGCGCCGCCUUCCGUUGCUAUAGUCUCAACUUUAGCCAGCUACGAGACCAGCUUCGAGCACCGUCUCCGACACAGCGAGAUCUUGGCUGAAGUUGGUGGACCAGUCCCAACUUUCAUCUCGAGAACUUGGACUCGAGGACCGCGCGCAACCAACAACCUCUCGUGGGCAGACAACAGCGGACGUGAGGCUGGACUGCCCGAUCACGAGGCGUAA